AUGGCCUCAUGUCUAUACGAAUGCCUCUGUGAGGCAGAACUCGAGAAAUACUAUCCCCAUUUCAUUGCCCUUGGCUUUGAGAGGAUUGAUGAACUUGCCAAAGUCUCCAUGAAAGAUUACGCUAAACUGGGAGUACAUAACAUGAAGGACCGUAAGCGUCUCUUCCAGCUGGUUCGAAUAAUCAAAAUGUUGCAGGCAGAAGAGGAAGCAGUGGGCAAAAGUCAGCCAUAUUUGCAGUCAGGUGCUGUUUACCUUCAGCCUCCAUUGACUAGAUCUGGGCCUCGGAGACAACUCCAGUUUGACUCCCCCUCAGAGGAAAGGGAUGGAGGAAGAGAACAUGAAUCCGGAUCAUGUACAUUAUCGAGCUGUUCAGUGAAUGAAGAUAAAGAUGAUUUAGCUGCAGUGUUAAGCCAUGACUCUGAGUACAAAAUCCUGAGGAAAGACUCUCCGAACGCCCCUGCGACAUGGGCAGAAUACAAACUGGGCAAUGCCGCUAUCAGUUCAUCAAAUGAUAUUGGCCCUCUCCUAGGGGACACGGAAGCCCCCAUUGUACAGAGAAUAGCUCAUGUUUCAGGUUACAACUAUGGAGUGCCCCAUUCUUGUAUCAGACCUGCUGAUUCUGAAAAAGAAAUGCCAUGGACGGAGACAGACAGAAUCUGUGUAUGUGUUCGAAAACGCCCCCUGGGCUUGAGAGAGGAGCGUCGUGGAGAAGUGAAUAUCCUCACGGUGGAAGGCAAAGAAACGCUCCUCCUCCACGAGAAGAAGGAGGCAGUGGACCUCACCCAGUAUAUUUUGCAGCAUGUGUUUUAUUUUGAUGAAGUCUUUGGGGAGACUUGCUCCAAUCAGGAUGUGUACAUGAAGACUGCUCACCCCCUCAUCCAACACAUUUUCAACGGAGGCAAUGCCACUUGCUUUGCAUAUGGGCAGACCGGUGCUGGUAAGACCUACACCAUGAUUGGCACUCACCAAAACCCUGGACUGUAUGCCCUGGCUGCUAAGGAUAUCUUCAGGCAAUUAGAAGCUUCCCAGGGCAGGCAGGACCUUCACGUCUCGAUCAGCUUUUACGAGAUCUACUGUGGGCAGCUUUAUGACCUGCUGAAUGGAAGGAAGAGGCUUUUUGCGAGGGAAGACAGCAAACACGUUGUGCAGAUCGUCGGGCUGCAGGAGGUCCAGGUGAACACUGUCAGCCUGCUCCUGGAGGUGAUUCUGAAAGGAGGAAAGGAGCGCAGUACGGGGGCAACCGGAGUCAACUCGGAUUCCUCUCGUUCCCAUGCCGUUAUCCAGAUUCAGAUUAAAGAUGCGGCAAACCGAGUGUUUGGAAGGAUCUCCUUUAUUGAUCUGGCCGGCAGCGAGCGAGCCGCUGACGCCAGGGACUCUGACAGACAGACGAAAAUGGAGGGGGCAGAAAUAAACCAAAGCCUGCUGGCUCUGAAGGAAUGCAUCCGUGCCCUGGACCAGGAACACGCUCACACUCCCUUCCGGCAAAGCAAACUGACGCAGGUCCUCAAAGACUCUUUUGUCGGAAACUCCAAGACGUGCAUGAUAGCCAAUGUCUCCCCCAGCCACGUUGCAACAGAGCACACCUUAAACACCUUGCGCUAUGCGGACAGGGUGAAGGAGUUAAAAAGAGGGAUGAAAUGUUGUACCCCUGUUGCAAACAGGCGGCCGACUACAGGAAGCACGUCUCCCAAGCGCAUCCAGAGCUCUCCUCGUGUGCAAGUUGGGGAAAAGAGUUCUCCCAAGAAAGUAAAGCUGGGACUGCAGCGCCCCCUGGUGCUGACUGCUUCGUCAAGGGUGAAGGCCUCUUCACUGCUGGCCCACCCCGGGCAGCCCCCUUUCUCUUCUACCCCAAAAGGACAGGCGCGCAAGGGGCAGGUUGGUGCACAGUGGCUUGGCCACGUCAGCCCGGUGAAAGGGGCUCUGAAGGCAGCCAAGGCGACGGCCGAGGGCCCCCCUCAGCAUGCCGAGAAGAGCCACGUCGGGAAGGACCUCGUGGCCAGGAAAGAGGGUGGCCAGGGAGAUGCGCAGCAGGGCAAGUGCCUGAAAGCGCAGCCGGUGAGGAAGCAGCUCAUACCUCGAGCCGAUUUCCCCCUCGGAGACACGUAUCAUGCGCUGGCCCACGAGGGGGACGGUGGGAGGCUGUUUGCCGAGCAGUGCACCGCUGCCUGGACGGGGCUUCCGCCACACCAGAGGGAGAGGGAGCAGCACCUUCACCGUUACCACCAGCAGUUCCAGCAGCCGCCUCUUCUGCAGCAGAAGCUGAACUUCCAGCCUCUGGAGAGGUUUUUGGCCCAGUACAAGCCUCGGGGCCUCCAGGUGAAGCACGAGGCCCCCUGCCGGACCCCUGGCUCCCCCCAGCACUGUGAUGCAACCAUGCAGCUGGACGAGUUGGACGACAGCGACUUCAGUGACGAUUCCUUCUCUCCGGGGCCGAGCCAGCGGAAGGCUCAGGCAGAGGGCCGGGGGGACUGCAGCCAGGGCUCGUUCUUUCUCCAUCAGAGAGAGUGCGGGGCGGACGGUCCGGAGGUCCAGGGCGGGCACGAGCUCUUCUCCGAGCCUGGGAAUAAAGGCGCAGCCUUGCCAAGGGGGAAGGAGGCCGCUAGCUGUGAAGAAGGCACAAAGAAUCGGCCUGGCUGGAGCAGAGAGGAAGCUUCAGCACUUGAGUCCCCUCCACGGAAGGACAUGCCAGAGAAGCCUUACUGCUCACAAGAGGACAGUGCUGGGUGUAACAGGACAAACACCAAAGAGCCGCUGGCUGGGCAAAACCCGCCCAAAUUGGCGGGUCUGCCUCUGAGUGACCAACACUGCUCCGCGCCAGAAAAAGCUGCACAAAGUUCACCUUUUGCGGGUCUGUUGGGCUCCACAAAGACCAUUGCUGACAGCUUGGCAGAAGGCAGUGUCAAAGGUCCACUUUCAGGAAUUGCAGAGGGAGAGGGUCUCCAAAAAGAAGCAGGUCUUUCUGCGGGUCAGGAUUGUUCCAUGGACUUUGCCUCUGGAGCGAUGGCCCCUUUGACAGUGACAUUCCUUGAUGUGGGGACAAGCAGCACUUCUGAGGAAGACCAGUCCCAGCCGUGGGAAGGAAAGGCUCUACUGGAGGAGGAGGAGGAGGAGGAUGCAAUAGAAGGAAAGCCAGUUAGUCCCACGAAGCACUGGGACUAUGAGGACACCAGAGAGUUUUGUGGAAGUAGAGCACCCUCUCUGUCCAGCGUUUAUGAAAGAGACCAGUGGAGGAGAAACACCGGCAAGGUGCUUUCCCCACAGGCCAGACCCAAGUGGCUCUCCCAGUCUUGUCACAGCCCACAGGCCUCCUCCCCCCGGGGGGUCGCAUCGGCCUUGAACGAGCUGCACGGCUGUGUCUGUGGCUACUCUGCCGAAGACGCAGGUCUAGUGGGUCUCCCUUCUCCCUGCACGGACGAGGGGAGCAGCGCGCGUCUCCAUAACCUCCAGUUCAGUGAGUAUGUGAGCAGCCUGUAUUACGAUGCGGACACAGAAGCGGCCACAAUCGCCCCACUGAGCUGUCCAGGGCAGUUCGGCUCGGGAGAAGACGACAGCACCAAGCCCAGGACGCUGCUUCAGCGUAUUGAAGCGGUGGAGCAGUCUUUUGUGUCGAGCACGUUGUCCAUCUUGGGCCAUGCAGGAAGGACGGACUCCCCUGUGGAAAGCAGCCUGCUGCAGCCUGGCCGGGCAUUCAGGCAGCUGGAGCUUGGCCACGCGAAAGAGGCAUGCGGGGUGACCUUCAGCAGUGAGGAAAUGGGGCUGCUCAAGAACCGGCGCCCUCAGAACAUGCUUCCCCAUCCUCCUGAUGCUGUGGAACAGGAUUCAGGGCUUGUCUCCAAAGGCAUCAACAUCACAGUCGCCAAGAAGUCACCGAAGGCCUGUGGCCAGAGGGAGUUACCCGAUAGCUCACUCCCAUUCAAGGGAACAUUGGAAAGGCAGUUUGUGCUCCAAAUCCACCGAGAACAGCUGGACGAGAUGGCCGGGCUCUGCUUCCAGGAGGAGAGUUUGAUCCGCAAGAUGUCAGCCCUGGACUUCAAGGACUUUGUGAUGCAGCUGGACACGAUACUGAUGCUGAAAUCCAAAUGCAUUCAAAAGAUGCAAAGCCAGCUGCAGCCCUUCCUAGCAGCUGCUUCGAGCGGGGCAGCACUGCUGACAGCGUCCCUGACAUAGCCAGGAGGCCGCGGCAAGGCAGGCCGUUGGAGGCCGCGGCCUUUCUGGAUCAGCCACUUCAGCCAGCAAGACGUUGGGCAGUUUGGGUCUUAUCCUUGGUACGUCUUAGGAAAAUAUUUAAGGGGUGAACUCCAGAUCAAGAAGAAACCUGGCUAAUGGGCAGGAAACCGAGGGAUUUUGGCAUUCCUGUGCUCCCCCAAAUUCCCACUCGCAGUGGCCACAGCAAUUGGGAGCAUCCUGGCACCUUUCCAGUGGCAAUUCUUGGUCCUGCAAAGCACAGACAGUCCCCAAGCCAGCGCAAGCCCUGCUUCCAGGUAACACGCUUUGGAAAAGGAGAGGCGCCAGCUGCCACCAGUGGAACAGUCCCUUGCGCAGCUAGGCUUCCAGGAGGACGAAAGUGAGCCACUGGGACUGCUUUCUGGAGAGAGGACUCUUUCCACAGGGAUUUCCACAGGGAUGCUCCCUGCCGCAGCAUUUUCCACACAUUUUGCAUUCGUGCCUUGACUAUCCAUGGUUGUGGCUCAAAGGCUCCUACACUGAGUUUCAGUGUGCAGGUUUCUUGAAGGUCACAGUGUGUACAAUAUGCAUGUUGGACUACAACUACCAUCAUUCCCCAGCCAGUGUGACCAGUGGUGGCUAGAAACACCGGGAUUUGCACGGUAGCACAUCUGGCAGGCACCAGGCUGGAUCAGUGGGCACGAGCUAUGAAGCAGGAAGCUGGGGGCGGGGGGGGGGGGUUACUUUCGGAAGCCUUUACAUGUCCUGGAUUUGCCCACCCUGUGGCUUCACUUCAGGAGGCAGGAUUCCUCGGUGGGAAGUUUGGCAGAAACAAGCCGCUUCCUUGAGGUGCCAGAGCAAUUCUGCAUGCGGCUUGAGGAAGCUGCCUUCCACAAGCAGCGCUCAGCACCGGGUUCAUGCUGCUGUUUGCAAGGAGGAA
Molecule: messenger RNA, 5104 nt
Organism: Varanus komodoensis (Komodo dragon)
Lineage: Eukaryota; Metazoa; Chordata; Lepidosauria; Squamata; Varanidae
Gene: KIF24
Product: kinesin family member 24
Exons: 12
Coding region: 1-4167 (1388 amino acids)
Biological process (GO): microtubule-based movement
Molecular function (GO): microtubule motor activity; ATP binding; microtubule binding
Source: RefSeq, a predicted model, not a curated record